AUGUCUUAAAUGGACUCGGUUAUGUUUGAAAAAUAAGUCAAGUAGCAAAAUGUCAACCAGAUCGCAACUUACGAAAGAUUUAAAUGAAUCAGUAAAAGCGUUACUUGGUAAGCAUGUGAAGAUAUUACUGAAAAACGUUGUAAAAUUGGAAACAAAGCAGGAUAAACAAGAAAAUCGUGUUCUGGUUUUUUCACCAUGUCGUCUCUUUCUUUUAACUGCCAAAGUACCCACAAGGAUCGACUGUCAUUUUCAUUAUCUAGAAAUAACAUCUAUAGAAUCCAAAAGAGCAAACCAGUUAUCUUUAAGUGUCGGAGAAAGAUAUUACAAUUUUACUACUACAGGAGCAGGUGCAGAUACUACUGAAGUAGAUGCAAUGAUUGAGGCCUUACAUACUGCAAUUCGAAAUAUCUUUCCCACUGUACCAUUAAAUUAUAUUAUAAGAAAAAUAGAGGUAAUACCAGCUAGUAGAUUACAAAGCAUUAGAGGUAGUGAAUUAGCUAGGAGUACAGAAGCUACGAGACAUACAGGACCUUGUGGUGGAUUUUCAACCCAAUAUGCAUGCAUGUGUGAUUUACAUGGUGUGCCAUAUAGGGAAGAGGUUGCUUGGGACGUUGAUACAAUAUAUCUUUCCCAUGAUACAAGAGAAUUAAAUUUGAGGGAUUUUGAUCACUUAGAUCAAAAAGAUUUGGUGCCAAUUAUUUCUGCCUUAGAAUAUAACACUUGGUUUACAAAAUUAAGGGCAUCUCAUCUUAAGUUAAGUCAUGAACCUUUAGAAAGAUUGUUGCACGUUAUGCGCAGAUCUCUUUCCAUUCAGGAACUUUAUUUAGAUAAUCUUGGAAUUAAAUGGGAUUUUGCACAUAAAUUAUCAUUAGCUCUAAUUUCUAAUGCCAAUACAAUAUUACAAACCAUUGAUUUAUCUUACAAUACUAUUGAAGAUAAAGGAGCCUCUAGCUUGUGUGGGAUAAUUGCCAAGUUAAUGCAAGGAGGCGCACAUUUAAGCGGACCUAUUGGUAAAUUACCUAAAGGUUUACAGAAAUUAAAUUUAGCACAUUGUGGACUAACGGGAAAAGGAAUAAGUCAGAUUGCACAUGCACUGAGUUUAAAUAGAAGCAUGCCAACUAGUUUGCAAUAUUUAAAUCUUUCAGAAAAUUCUUUAAAAGAUGAUAUCAAUAAUCUGUGCAAUUUUUUAGCACAACCUAACAGCCUAACUCAUCUAGAUCUAAGUGGUACAGAUACUACUUUAGAAUGUCUGUUUGGUGCUUUACUACGAGGUUGUGCAACGAAUCUAGUCCAUUUAAAUGUUGCUCGUAACUCUUUUUCAAGCAAAAAGACCAAAGAAAUACCUCCCAGUUUUAAGCAAUUUUUUACAGCUACACUUUCAUUAAAGUACUUAAAUAUUUCUUGCUGCAAAUUGCCACUAGAAGCGUUAAAACACUUACUACUUGGUUUGGCAUGUAAUGAAAGUACGGUUGGUUUAGAACUUGAUAUGAGUGGAAAUAACUUAGGUUCUAUGGGUGCUCAUGUGUUAGAGUCAUGUAUCCACGGAGUUCGUUGUAUAGCAUCACUGGAUAUUUCAGAUAGUAAUAUGGAUGUUGAUUUAGCACAAGUAAUAACUGCAAUUGGAAAGAACAAAUCUAUAAAACAGUUAUAUAUGGGUCGGAAUACCGUUAGUAUGAAAAGUAAACAUAUUGCUGUUGUAAUGGAUGCUCUUGUGCAAAUGCUUCAAGAAGAUGAUUGUGUUUUGCAAGCAUUGCAUUUACCAGAUUCUCGAUUAAAAUCCGAUCUCUACAAUCUUAUUAAUGCUCUUGGUAGUAAUACAUGUCUUCAUACGUUAGAUAUUAGUGGAAACCAAAUUGGUGAUCCUGGUGCAAGAUUAUUAGCAAAGGCACUGCAAAUUAAUAAUCAUCUGAGAACAAUUAUUUAUGAUAAAAAUAAUAUUACACUUCAAGGUUAUGCUGACAUUGUUCAUGCUUUAGAAAAGAAUUGUAGUGUACGACAUAUGCCCUUUCCAAUUUAUGACUUGCAACCUUGUAUGAAAACAUCUGCAGAAAAAACCGAGCAGCUAGCUAAAAAAAUACAAGAUCUAUUGCAAAGAAAUGUUACACCAUGUAAAUAUAGUCACGGACAGGCAUUUAGAUUACAACAGGGAUUUUUGUUAAGCUCUACGCAACAGAUGGUCGAUAGACUUGUUGUACAAACUCAAGAUACUAUUAAAGCCAUUGCUGCAGAAAGCUGUGAUGCUAACAAUGAUAUUAAUUAUGCAACUGGUCUUAUACAAGACGCAGAUAAUUCAAAACAGCUUCUACCAAGGUUACAUGAAGUUCUUCAACGACGAGAUGAAAAUAACCCAAUUGAACUGAAAUUACAUGAAAUGGCAAAUGAACUUCAUAAAAUUGUAGCUUUAUACUUGCAGGAUUCAUUAGAUGCUAUGAUAAAAUGUACAAAUGAACAAUGCCCUACAAUAAUUUCACAAACCGUAAUUAGAGGAGAUGAGAGUGAAUCGAUCGCAAUAGAAGAUGAUUUGCGUAUCAGUUGCAAAGAAAAGAAUCAAAUUAGUAGUGAAUUUAUUCAUACUACGAUUACAGAACAAGCUGGAGCAGAUAUAGUCAAUAGAGUCAAUGAAUUAAAUUUAGCUGUUGCUGCUCAUAUAUCUGAUAGAAUCACAGAUGAAGUAAUCGAAUCAUUAUCAAGAAGCUAUAAAAAUCUGAUUGGGGAUUGUGAUAAUAGAACAAGAAGUAGUACACCAGAUGUAUUAAGACCUAGUGCUGGUUCAAUGAGUAGUGGAAGCGUUAUAGGGGUUACAAGUACUGUAGGUACAUCUACAACAUUACCCGUUGGUAGAACUAGUAUUGCAUCAGAAGAAGACUGUCCACCAGAAACUUAUUCACUUGUUAAUUCUAUUAGUCAACGUUCUAAUGACCAGUCUCCAAUGAAAUUGGAUUAUUUAAAUCUUGCAACGCCACAUCUGUCAAAUAAACGUAAAAGUUUACAUGGAAGAAAGUUACGGCCGAAAUCUGUAGUUGAUUCUGUUGAAGGACUUUCUGCUGAUGAUAUUCCGGACCUACUACCAUCACUACCAAAAAGUCAAGCAGAAGCUAUUUCAGAAACAGAACAUUCUUUAACAGAAUCACUAGAUUCUGUUUCUGAGUUGCCUAAUACCGUAGGACAACAAUUACAACAUUUAGUUAAAUCUAGACCUCGAAGAACAAAAACUAGAGCACCUACAAGACCAAUGUUGCGACCUGAUCAACCUAUAGAUGGUCUAGCUCUUGGAGAAGGUCUUGAUGUAUUCUUUCGACCAACUACACCAACUACGCCUCUUAUAUCUCCUACAAGUGAUGACAGCUCUUUACACACUUUUCCAACCGAUGGUAGUCCAAAUUUAUCUCUUACAAGUCACAAAAGUACUCCACCUGAUCUAGAUAAGAAACCUGCUUGUAAUUCACCAAUGUUAAAAACGCUUCUUGAACCUGCACCACGAUCACGCUCUAGUGAUAAUUUGGAGAAAUUUUCUCCCCUUGUUGGUAGAAGAUCUCAAGGGGAUUCACCAUUAACUGCGUCUCCAUUAGCACGACGGAACACAACCGAUAAUGCUCAAAACCAUGAAAGAAUAGCUUCAAAAUCCGAUAAUAAUAAAGAAACAUGUAGUAAUGUAUGUAAUAAUAGUAUCAGCAUUUCUGCUGAUGUAUCUAAGCGUAGCACAUUACCAAUUACUAGUUCUGGUACUAGUUCCCGUAAUUUACGGGAUUAUGAUGAAAAUAGUAAAAUGUUACAAAUAACUGCUGCAAAUUCUUCAGAUAAAGAUAUAGUAUCUAUUCCCAAAGAUUACGAAAACAGAAAAAGUUUAUCCAAAAAGUCUACGAUAGAUACGGAUAAGACUGUAAAUCAACCCCUACCUUCUCUUAAAUUAAGGUCAACAGGUUUUGAUCUUCGUAGUCCAACGAACGGUAGCAGUACAAAGAAUAAUUCAGAGUCAUCUAAAUCCCCAGUAUUAAAACCUUUAACCAAAGGAAAUAGUUCUAUUAAUGAUGGAAAAAAUAAUGGUGCUAUUCUGAAAACUAAGCCAACUCCACCUGCAACAGCACCAAAACCAAGGCCUUGGAGUAUGGCCACUGAUAGAAAAUCCGGCGAAUUUAAUUUAUUAAGCGACGGUUCUAGUCCAAAUACUUCAGCUGGAAAUACACCUGAUUCUGGAGAUGCUCUUGAUGAAUCAACUGAUAGCGGUGUAAGUGGCCCAGCUUCAUUACCACCAACACUGUCAGCAAGUAGCACGGCUAGUUCUUUAAGCAAUACUAGCGUCGAAAAACGAUCUGUGAGGGAACUGGCAGCUAGUUUAAAUAAGAGUAAACCAGAAAAGAAGGAAAAUGAGCAUACCGCACCUGCAGCAUGGAGGUCGGUGCUUCAACGUUCUGUCAAGCAACCUGACGUCAAGGUAACGGAAGUGCCGAAAACGGUUGAAGAAAAUCAUAUAAAUUUUAAACUUAGACGUACUUCAUUUCUACGUGAUUCAAAUUUCAACUAUAAUAACGAUGUAGUUGAUGUUUGAUCGUGAUUUAUUGCAGUAACAAUUUGAAAAUCAAUGUCAGUGACUUGAUACUUAUUAAGUUAUCUUUCAUCAGAAUAUUAUAUAUUAGGCACAAAAGUAUGCAAUAUGACACGUUUAUAUUUGUGCCAUACUAAAUCAAAUACAAAACAUGUAUGUACUAACACAAUAUUAGUGGCAGGGUACUGGAAGUUUCUAUAGAAAGUACCUAUGUAUUAUUAAGGUGGCAUUAAAAAUCUUAUUAUAGUUUUUUAUAAUACUGCAUUUCUGACGCAGUUUAUAUUAUUUUAGCAGUAAGUAUCUGUAUUUAAUGUACAAAAAAUCGUUUAAUGUUAUAAUAAGUUAGAAAACCUACAUUUUUUUAAAAAACAUAUUUUUAUGCUUUUACAUUCCUUUAAAGUUUUAGAGAAAGGUCUGUUUGAUAUCUACAGUGAUAUUAUUUACAUGAUAAAUUUCGUUAUAUUUGUUUUAACAUUUAAAUAUUUAUAUAUUGUUUGUCGGUACAUAUAAAACAAUAUGUUUUAUGGUACAUUACAAAUUACAGUUUUUAUUAUUUUAAAUAUCUUAUAACUGUUCUACUAUACAAAAAUCCGCUUCAUAAAUUUUUAUAACGAAACAAAUCUGUUCAUUCUAUUAUACAAUUGUUCAUAUACAAUUUAUUCAUUCUUACUAGACUUGAGAUAUAAAACAUAAACUUUUAAUUAAAUUGUGGUGUAACAGUAAUUAUGUUUGCUUCUUCCACUAUAAUAUGGUUUUUAUUAAAUUAUAUUUUUUAAAUACGAUAUUAAAUAUUAUUUCUAAAACCGUAUGGACAAUUGGAAUUGAUAAAUGCACAAAAACUUAGAGGAUUAUAAAAUGUAUGCUGUGUGCCA
Megachile rotundata (alfalfa leafcutting bee) is the source of this 5415-nucleotide messenger RNA. It is a transcript of the gene LRR, whose product is annotated as capping protein regulator and myosin 1 linker 1 leucine rich repeat protein. The record is from RefSeq and is a predicted model, not a curated record. NCBI's taxonomy places the organism in Eukaryota, Metazoa, Arthropoda, Insecta, Hymenoptera, Megachilidae. Gene Ontology annotation, cellular component: lamellipodium; plasma membrane. Gene Ontology annotation, biological process: regulation of Arp2/3 complex-mediated actin nucleation; cell migration. Gene Ontology annotation, molecular function: protein binding.